This is a messenger RNA of Fopius arisanus, 3342 nucleotides long. RefSeq names its product histone lysine demethylase PHF8. The transcript has 8 exons. The coding region runs from base 64 to 2829 and encodes 921 amino acids. Gene Ontology annotation, molecular function: histone demethylase activity; transcription coregulator activity. The record is from RefSeq and is a predicted model, not a curated record. Gene Ontology annotation, biological process: regulation of transcription by RNA polymerase II; protein demethylation. NCBI's taxonomy places the organism in Eukaryota, Metazoa, Arthropoda, Insecta, Hymenoptera, Braconidae.
CGCAUCGAUCACGUUCCAAACUCAAAACACUCACAAAAGUUUGACAACUACUUUUAUUUGAAAAUGGAAAACGUCAAGCUUGAAAUUUUCGAGGAAUCCGCAGCGGAUUGCCUCUGCGGGCACUCCUACGACAGUGAACAAUUUAUGAUACAGUGCGAUGUAUGUAAAAAGUGGUAUCACGGAGUAUGUGUGGCGGUGAAGGAAUACAUGUCAACAGAUUUGGAUAAAUAUCACUGUCCACGUUGUGAGAGUAGCCAUGGGCCCUCCCAUCCAAAAAUUCGAAUGAACUGGCAUCGCCACGACUAUUCAGAGGUAGAUGCAGACUCAAAACCAGUGCAGACAGGUACACCAGUGUUCAUUCGAGAGUUGAAAUCUCGACAUUUUCCAAAGGCAGAUGAAGUGGUGAAGAACGUGAGAGGCCAGCAACUGACUCUCCAGUACCUGGAGGCAAAUGGCUUCGAGACCCCCUUCAUAAUCAACGGAAAGGACGGCCUUGACAUGAAUGUCCCGCCCUCAAAUUUCAGUGUCUACGACGUGGAGAGUUACAUCGGAGGCGAUCGAGAGAUGGAUGUCAUCGACGUCACCAGCCAGAACAACAUCAGAAUGAAAUUACGAGACUUCGUUGAGUACUACAACGAUCCAGCACGAACGCGGAUUCUCAAUGUCAUCAGUCUGGAGUUCACUAAUACACCACUGUCACAAAUGGUCGAGGCUCCGUACAUUGCUAGGAAACUUGACUGGGUUAAUUCGGUUUGGCCUCGAGAAAUGGUGGAUGAUCACGAAUUCAAACGACCGGAGGUCCAGAAAUACUGUCUCAUGGGUGUUAGAGACAGCUACACAGACUUUCACAUAGAUUUCGGUGGAACUUCGGUGUGGUACCACGUGCUGAAGGGAGAGAAGGUGUUUUAUCUUAUAAAACCUACAGCUGCCAAUAUCCAGUUGUACCAGCAGUGGAUGAGCAGCUCGAGUCAGAGUGAGACGUUCUUCGGGGAUCAGGCAGACGCCUGCUACAAGUGUGUAAUAACAGAAGGCCAGACGAUGAUGAUUCCCACUGGCUGGAUUCAUGCUGUUCUCACACCUGUCGACUCCCUCGUAUUCGGGGGUAAUUUUCUUCACAGCCUCAACAUUCCCAUGCAGAUACAGAUCUACGAGCUCGAGAGGAAGAUGAAAACACCUGCCAAGUACCAGUAUCCGGGGUUCGAGACCAUCAACUGGCUCGCUGCCAAGAAAUUGCUGAAGGAAUUGAAGGAUCUCAAUCACGAUGGGAAAAAGUGUCCUGAGUAUUUUCUGCAUGGGGUCAAGGCACUCCUAGUGAUUCUGAAGCAGUGGAAUACUGAUAAGGAUUAUAAUACUAUCAGCAGGAGUCAAAUACCGAGGAUUAUUAACAGUCAGAAGCUGUUGAAGGAGCUCAGUAAAGAGAUUCGUCAUGCAGAGAGAUAUCUCAUGGCUUUGAAUCCACCUAAACCUGAACGCGAGAGCAAGAGAAAAAAGAGGAAACCCGUUAAUAAGGAUUUUGUGGAUUUUGAGGCUGCCGAUAAGCUCUCUGAGAAUGUGUUCAAAGCGAAAAUUGGAAAAGUCGAGAAGGAGCUUGAGGUUGAGGCUGUGAAGAGCUCACCCAUCAAGACUUGUAUUAAAUUAACUCUUCCUAAAACCGUUAUCAAUCUCCAGGGCACUACGAAGUCCGAUCUCAAGAAUCUCGAUAAGAGAAAACACGAAGGAAUCAAUCGGUUGACGAAACCCGGCAAACAGAGUCCCACAGUAAUCAGAUUUAAGCUAGGGGAUAACGAAGUUGUGAGGAGUACGAAUGAAAAGGUAAAUUUGUACGGGAAUUUCGCGAUUGAUUCGUCAAUUGAGACGCAGAAGGAAUUCACGUGGAAGCAGACGUCGAUCUAUGAUUUUCAUGAUGGGAGCAAUGAGAGUGAUCACGGUGGAGGAUUCACUAUCGAUGAAGCACCGAAGAAGAAGAGAUCGUCACGGUCUGGGGGGAAUAAGAAGAGUAAAAAAGUUGAGCAGGUGCAGGUGACGGAUGAGACACCGAAAAAUGGCAUCGAGGAACUGCUCAAGGCAUCGGCUUACACUCUUCCAUCUUCUGGGUCUCGCAUCGAAACUGGAAUUCCCACGAUACUGACGCAGGGACAGGCGCAGACCGGUUCUGGCAGGGCAUCACCAUCAACGCGCGAGGCAAUUGCGGGGAUGCUUUCGAUCAGCGAGCAGUGUUACUCUACUCAAACUGGAAGCUCCAAAAAAUCGGGAUCAAAGUCCAGAGCAGUGGAGUAUCACGACGACGAGGAGGACGACCAGUCGAUUGAAAAUAUCGAUAAGGUUCACCAAGACGAUGAUUUCAUUUAUCCAGCUUUAGAUGCCUCCGAUGACGAGGAAUACAUAUUCAAACCCCGUGGAAAACGACGUGUGGAUGAGGCGUGGAAUCCGAAGGCACGCGUUGGUCCCCUAUUGCCUAAAACAAAUAGACCAGCUCGAGAGGGCGUGAAGAAGACGUCAGUGGAGAAGGGACUGGAAGCAGCAGCAGCGAAACGAGCGAAACUAGCUACAACGACAAAGCGCAUCUCGAAAAAGCAGAAGAAGGAAAUGAAAGCAUCUGUUAAGGCAGUCGUUAAACCGACAGGUUCAGUCCAGUCAACGACUAAUAACGAAAUACCGACGUCAGCAGUUAUUAGUUAUAGCUCCAUACUAACGAGCCCCAACAGGCUGAAGGACGUGAAGGCCAAACUAGCAGCACCAGUUCCCAUUGAGCGUAAACCACGGAAGGGCAUGAAAACAGCCAAGCAGCGCCUAGGAAAGAUUCUAAAACUCCACAAAAUGAUGCACUGAAUCACUAUUGAAUCAGCAGCAAAAUGAUAAAGCGAGAUAAUUCGAAUUUUAUGUUUUUACAAGUAAAACUAUUGCUUUUACAAGAAAAUAGUAUGGAUCAUUUUUUGAAGUUAAUGCAAUUAGCUGCAAAAAAUUUUUUUUUUAUAUAUACAGAUAAUUCAGGGGAAUUUUACAUUCGAUUUAUCUCCCUUUAUAAUUUUUUAAUUCUGCAAUUAUCCAUGUACAUUGUACAUUACUGUAAAUACUGUACACACUGAGUUUGUACGAAUUUUUUUCACGACACGAUAGCAGUUAUUAACUAUUUCGAAUUAGAUUCGAAUGGAUGACCACGAGUGAUUAUUUUGAUUUUAUUUAUUCCGACUAUAUUUCUGUUUACAAUUGUCUAACGAACAAGUGUCACAUUGACCAUUCAGUAUUAAGAGAAGAUAUUGAGUUUUAUUUCGGUGAUUAAUUGAUAUGAAGGAAUUACGCAUACCACAGCUUAUCAUUCAAGUUUAUUAUUAAAUGUUUUCU